This is a messenger RNA of Drosophila serrata, 1105 nucleotides long. RefSeq lists its product as uncharacterized. Lineage: Eukaryota; Metazoa; Arthropoda; Insecta; Diptera; Drosophilidae. The record is from RefSeq and is a predicted model, not a curated record.
GCUGCAAAAAUGUCAAGGGUUCUAAUAAUAAUUGUGCUCAGCCUUUCAAUCCUGAAUAUCUCCAAUUGCAACGGAACGGACGAUCGGCAUAUGUGUUCCCAUACUGUUGCUGUUACCUAUACGGAAGAAGUUCCAAAAAAACUGGAGGAAUUCGGGAUCUUUGAAAAAUAUUUCAAAGAAUUGGGAAUACCAGGAGGAAAUAAAAUAGUGACCAAAACCAGACUGGAAGAAAAAUUGGUUUGUUGUCCUGGCUAUAUAAAAUCAGACGACGGAGACUGUGUGCAGCUUCAGACGACAACACAGUCAACAACUGAAGAAUCCCAGACUUAUACGGAACUACCUGGCUUUACUUCCGUAAUGGAUCAGCUUUCACACGGUUCAACCCAAGAAAAUGACGGAGGCUAUUUACCAUAUAUAUUGUAUGCAUUAUUGGCAGUUGGCAUUCUCAUUAUUAUUGGAUCUCCUGUAUGCUUUAUUAAAAAUCGCAAACAAAAAAUAGGUAUUAUUGAAUUCGAACGGGUCAUUUUUAAUGCAGAAAUGCAAAAAGCUUUAAUAUAGACUAGUGUUGUUUGAUAAGCAAGAUAAUAUCGAUUUCUAAUAAAGUAUCCAUAUUAUGAUAUAUACAAAAUAUUAAAGAAAAGCAAGAAUGAAAUCAUUUCUAUAUAUAUGUACCUCUCUUAUCUAUGUAUAAAUUUCACAAUUGUGCGAAAUGCUUAAUACAUCAGUUCGUGGUUUCUGAUGAUAAACGUAUACGAAGCUCACUGAGCUCACUUGGCCUGAUUAAGAACAAAGCCUUUUGUUUAUUUUAAGAGAAGGAGAAGCUUAUUGCAUCAUUGUAGAUUAUCAUUUAAAUAUGAAGGGGAGUCCCAUAAAAGGUUUGCAUUUCUUUGUUGCAUUUGCUCUUAAAGACGAGAAAUGUAAAGUGAAACUUAUUGGUCAAACAUCAAACAAAACUUUUAAAUAAAGGACACCAAAUAACACAAUUAGUAAAAUUAUAAUGACACAAAUCUAACCAAUAAACAUGAUGUCAAAAUCUAAAUUGAAAAAAUAAUACUAAGCUGUCUAUACAUAAGAAUUGUAUUCUAUAUUAAAAUUUAGUACCAUG